GUCUUAACAGCAGCAGCAACGUGUUUGGGCGCUGGCUGUGCGGGCGGCUUGUUCGUUUCGGAGUCUGGCGCUAUAGAGACGGAGCGGCGCUGAGUGCUCUUGCAGAUUCAGGAACUUAUCCACAUCAAGAUAACAAUGUCUGUCAAUGAGAAUGCUGGUGGAACAGCUGCCCGUCUGAAUAGAUUCAAGAAUAAGGGAAAGGAUUCCAAUGAAAUGAGGCGGCGACGGAUAGAAGUCAAUGUGGAACUGAGGAAAGCCAAAAAAGAUGAACAGAUGCUUAAAAGGAGAAAUGUUGGCACUUUCCCUGAUGAUGCCACUUCUCCUCUGCAGGAAAACAAUAGAAGCAAUCAGGUCACUGUCCACUGGUCCAUUGAUGACAUUGUUAAAGGAAUCAAUAGCAAUAAUGCAGAAGUACAGCUGCAAGCUACACAGGCAGCCAGGAAACUGCUAUCCCGAGAAAAGCAGCCUCCAAUAGACCAAAUAAUCAGAGCAGGCUUGAUUUCAAAGUUUGUGUCCUUCCUGGGAAAUACAGAUUGCAGCCCUAUUCAGUUUGAAUCUGCUUGGGCACUGACCAAUAUUGCCUCUGGCACAUCAGAACAGACGAAAGCUGUAGUAGAUGGUGGUGCAAUCCCUGCUUUUAUUUGUCUGCUGGCUUCUCCCCAUAACCACAUCAGUGAGCAAGCUGUGUGGGCUUUAGGAAAUAUUGCAGGUGACGGUUCUGCCUACAGGGACUUAGUUAUUAAAUAUGGUGCACUUGACCCACUUCUGGCCCUGCUUGCUGUUCCUGAUCUCUCUUCUAUAGCUGUUGGCUACUUGCGUAAUGUAACUUGGACCUUGUCAAACCUUUGUCGUAACAAGAACCCUGCACCACCCAUAGAAGCUGUUGAGCAGAUCCUUCCUACGUUAGUUCGCCUACUGCAUCACCAUGACCAUGAGGUUUUGGCAGACACAUGCUGGGCUAUUUCUUACUUGACUGAUGGCUCAAACGACAGAAUUGAAAUAGUAGUAAAAUCUGGGCUAGUGCCUCAGCUAGUGAAGCUCCUGGGAUGUGGAGAAAUUCCAAUAAUGACUCCUUCAUUAAGGGCCAUAGGAAACAUUGUAACAGGAACUGACGAACAAACACAGAUUGUUAUAGACUCUGGAGCACUUGCUGUCUUUCCGAGCUUGCUUACUCACCACAAAAACAACAUCCAGAAAGAAGCAGCUUGGACCAUGUCUAACAUCACUGCUGGCCGACAGGAUCAGAUCCAGAAGGUUGUGGAUCAUGGGCUUGUCCCAUACCUUAUUGGCAUCUUGAAAAAGGGGGAUUUCAAAUCCCAAAAAGAAGCUGUAUGGGCUGUGACCAACUACACAAGUGGUGGAACCAUCGGCCAGAUCAUAUACCUUGUUCAGACUGGGGUUUUGGAACCAUUGUUGAACCUGCUGAUGGUUAAAGAUGGCAAAACUGUCCUUGUGAUUCUGGAUGCCAUUACUAACAUCUUUAUGGCAGCUGAGAAAAUAAAGGAGACUGAAAAGCUUUGCAUCAUGAUUGAAGAGUGUGGUGGCUUAGACAAAAUUGAAGCUCUACAAUCCCAUGAAAAUGAACAGGUGUACAAGGCUGCUGCAAAUCUGAUUGAGAAGUACUUCUCAGCAGAGGAAGAAGAUGAGAAUGUUGUUCCAGAAUCUAGUGCUGAUGCAUACACCUUCCAGAUUCAGGAAAGUAGUGAUGGUUUCAACUUCUGAACUUUAUGUCAAAGCAUUCAACCUGUCUUCCCUGUCUGUCCUUUUAUACUGCCCUUUUCUAUGUGAAAUGUGAAGUAGCACUUUGUUGCAACUGAAACUACUUGAACAGUUCACAGGCAGAGUACAUACCCUGUGAACUAGAUGUCUUCCUUUGCCUGUGCUUUUUGUCUUUGUUUUAUAUACCUGUAAUUCUGUAUCUCUGAAUGGUCUGUAAGUCAACUUAAAUUAGAUUUAGGCUGUCUGUUAUAUCUGAAAGACUGAAACAGAACAUGGGCUAUUAAUCUUUUGAUAACUGCCUGAUGAACAUUCAUAAUGGCUUCCAGAGCUGAAGCUAUGUAGCAUAACAACCUUUGGCCACCCAAAGGAGUUCCUGCCACUAAGAGCUCACUUUGCAUUCAUGGUAAAGACUCAAUUAUUUUAAAGAAUACUUGUUCAAACUUAAUAAACUGGUAUCUAAAUAUAA
This is a messenger RNA of Varanus komodoensis (Komodo dragon), 2185 nucleotides long. RefSeq names its product karyopherin subunit alpha 2 (gene KPNA2). NCBI's taxonomy places the organism in Eukaryota, Metazoa, Chordata, Lepidosauria, Squamata, Varanidae. Gene Ontology annotation, cellular component: nucleus; cytoplasm. The coding region runs from base 136 to 1722 and encodes 528 amino acids. Gene Ontology annotation, biological process: NLS-bearing protein import into nucleus. Gene Ontology annotation, molecular function: protein binding; nuclear import signal receptor activity. The transcript has 11 exons. The record is from RefSeq and is a predicted model, not a curated record.